This is a messenger RNA of Hypoxylon fragiforme, 1878 nucleotides long. Its product is annotated as putative GTP-binding protein ypt5. Gene Ontology annotation, molecular function: GTPase activity; GTP binding. The coding region runs from base 573 to 1238 and encodes 221 amino acids. The transcript is spliced from 5 exons. The record is from RefSeq and is a predicted model, not a curated record. Lineage: Eukaryota; Fungi; Ascomycota; Sordariomycetes; Xylariales; Hypoxylaceae.
GUUACCAUGUAGUUACAUAAUUAUCCUAAACUCUGCGUGCAAUAAACCUCGCAUGAAAUCACGUGGGAACUAAUGAAAUCAUUAAAUAAUAAAGAAUCACUUGGUUUUAUUCUUAAGCCUGACGUGUUGCUCCACCACUAGGCAAAAAGUUGCUCAGCCACUCAUAAUUCAGAUCGAUCCACCGACGUCCGUUCAUCAAGCUUCCUUCAACCUCGCACGCGGGCCAGGCAGUUAAUUCAUUCCAUCAUUAGACUUUACCCCGACCCUCUUUCGUUUUAUCAAACGAAACUAAUACGCCCUACCGUCAUAAGAAUCAUAUUAAACCAUCGUGUUCAUUUGCUUCCUUUUCAUAGGCUACCUACGUACAAAGCUUCAAACAACAAAUUUCUGCACCCAGAUUGAAGAUUGACGAUUUGACGGUAAUCCGAUAAGACAAUCUCCAUCGAGCCCCCAGCCAAACCAUUUACCGCCACCUGCGUAUCCCUCUAUUUAAUCCUAGUUCCCGUGUUCCCGUGUCAAUUUGGACAUUUUUCAGCGUCCUUCGAUACAACUACCCGAUUCUCAAAUUUGCCAUGGCUUCUCGAGCAGGGCCUGCAACUAGAGGCGGUAUGUCCGGCCGCUUUGCGCAGUUCAAGCUGGUGUUAUUAGGAGAGUCUGCAGUUGGAAAGAGCUCGAUAGUUUUGAGAUUUGUCAAGGAUCAAUUCGACUCCUAUCGAGAAUCCACUAUUGGCGCAGCCUUCCUGACCCAGACCAUAUCCCUAGACGAAAACACCACCGUUAAGUUCGAGAUCUGGGAUACCGCCGGCCAGGAGCGAUACAAGUCUUUAGCCCCUAUGUACUACCGAAAUGCCAACUGCGCCGUCGUUGUCUACGAUAUUACCCAGUCUUCAUCACUCGACAAGGCCAAGGCGUGGGUUAAGGAACUGCAAAGACAAGCCAACGAGAACAUCAUCAUUGCCCUCGCGGGAAACAAGUUAGAUCUGGUGACCGAGCAACCCGACAAGCGAUCUGUGACAACGUUCGAGGCAGAGGCGUAUGCGAAAGAGGCAGGGCUCCUGUUCUUCGAAACUUCGGCCAAGACGGCAGAGAACGUCCGAGAGUUAUUCACUGCCAUUGCGAAGAAACUACCCCUUGAUCAAGUCGGACCCCGACAUACUAGACCCGGGCAACGACCAGGAGGCGUGAGCUUGCAACCUGAGGGCGCAAAUACGCAAGCAGGAGGUCCUUGCGCCUGCUAGAGGCGCUUCUGGAAGCAACUGAACCUCGUUGGAGCCUGGUGUAAUCAAGAGUUAGGAGUCCCUCGUAUCAUAUUGAUAUUCCUAGUAUUAGGUUGGCUGUUCAUUGUUGUGCCUUUGUUCGGAUGGCUCCGAUGCGAUGCCCGGGCAAGAAACCUCGACCGGCUAUUGCGAGACUGCAACUCUGCUACUACAUCCCCCGGUGUAACUACUGCCAUCGCAAUACUACCCGCAAGAGAUACUGGACGUAUUAUUUAGGAAGCAUGAUGGUGGGGUGCGAGAUGCUCGGAUGUAUAUUUCAUUGGGAGUUUUCCGGCAGGAUGGCAUACGUUUCUCUUUUAAUACCUGACGUUCUUGUUGACUGACUUGCCUUUUUUUUCCUCGUUUUUUUUUCGAUUAGGGAUUUGGCCACUGGGGUGCAUUGCGAUGAUGGACUCACGUAGAGAAGCAAUGCAGUACGGCGUGAUUGCGGUGCGUACGUAUGCGGCCUAGAACGGACAUGGACCGAGACUGAAGGUUGGCUCAUUACACAGCAGAACGAGUAAUGCAAUAGAAGAAGCAUUUCUUAAUAACGAAGACUUAUCCAUCUAUUUCGCUUUAUUGUUGUUGAUCUCGAUUAUCGUAGACAUAUUUAUGCAUAUCA